This is a messenger RNA of Linum trigynum, 3876 nucleotides long. Lineage: Eukaryota; Viridiplantae; Streptophyta; Magnoliopsida; Malpighiales; Linaceae. The record is from the annotation of a GenBank genome assembly.
CUUGCGUACCUUCUUUCUUUGACACCGCCAAAAAAGUCAAGUCAAACGGUAACGGUCUCCCUUUCUCCUAUUCCGAAAUAAAAAGUCAAGUCAAACAGCAAUUCAUAAACCAUGCAGUGUGUCAUUCCAUUCAAAGUUCUAACGACUUGAACUCAAUAUCAAAUGUCAAAUUGAAAGCUUCGCUCAUUGAAGUUAGAAGGGAGAUGCGCGAAUCCCAUGUUAAAAUUUGUUGUUCAAACUUCAAAGUUAGCUGUAUGCCUGUAUCAUAAAAAAAAACAAUACUAAAAAAGUCAACUGUCGUUACCAAUUAUUUAAGGUACUACAUUUUCCAUGCUAGCCGCCGACGGCCAGCAGCCAGCCGCCACCAUAUGACUAUUCAUCGCGCAUGUUUAUAAAAGGUUACUCGUCGGAAGGACGCUUAAAAUCAAGCAAGUUCCAACAAUACUGUUAUACAUAGCUAAGGUAAAUGCAUUUUCAUGUCCUUUCUGUCUUUCUAAUGCAGUUUCCAUCCAUUAUAUAUGUGGUGUGUUUAACUGAGCAAGUGUUGAACUUGUGCAGGAAGGAAAGAAACGUUAACCUUAAGAGUUCAAAAAUGCAAGUGUCGGUGAUAUCGACGGAAAGCAUCAGACCAUGGUCAUCAUCAGCAGGAAGAGACAACGAAUUCAAACCAUUCAAGCUAUGCCUACUCGAUCAGCUCAUGUUCUCCACUCACGCUCCAGUCGUCCUCUUCUACCCCAUGAAGGAGGCCCAUCAUCCUGACGAGAAAAUGGUUGCUAGGUGGCUGAAAGAGUCCUUGUCCAAGACCUUGAAUCCCUUCUAUCCUGUAGCCGGGAGAGUGAAAGACAACCUCGUCAUCCACGACUUCGAAAAGGGCGUCCCCUUCACCGAAGCCCGAGUGAAGGGACACAGUCUGUCUGAUGUCCUGACCUCACCACGUGGGGGCGGUGGACCCAAGUUGGAGUUCCUCAACAACUUGCUCCCAUUCGAGCCAUUCUGUCAGGGACACGAGAAUGUUGCAUCGGGUUCCCACGCACAAGUAUCUGUGCAACUCAACACAUUUGACUGUGGUGGGAUCGCGAUUGGGAUCAACCUGUACCACAAGCUCAUGGACGGGGCAACCACCAGCGCGUUCCUCCACACCUGGGGAGCCAACUGCAGCAAUGAUCCUCAGCUGAAGAAGCAACCCGAGCUACACAAAGCAUCCUCGGUUUUCCCUCCCAGCUACUCGAUCCCUAUCGAGUCCCAGACAUUCUCGGACAGGAUGUUGUUCGAGGAUGUGGGAGGACGACGACGACGACAGGGUGCCUCGAGGAGAUUCGUGUUCGAUGAGAAGGCUAUUGCGAUACUAAGAACCAAGGCGGGGCUCAGCGUCCUUCAUCCGACUCGUCUUGAAGCUCUGUCCGCUUUCAUUUGGGAAUCGGCCCUUAGGGCAACGGCUGCUGCGGGUGAUGCGCAACAGCUGAUGUUUCUCAUGCAGGGUGUUAACAUGAGGCAACUAAUGAGCCCGCGCUUGUCCAAGCACUCCCUAGGAAACCUCGUGGCCACGGCGAUGGCGUCUUGCGUGGAUAGCUCCAACAGAUCGAUGGAGGAGCUGGUGAGGCUUAUAAGAGAUGGGAAUCUAAGGGUGGAUGAGAACUACCUCAACGUUAUCUCCGGCGACCAAGGUUUCCCGGCCAUGAUGCAAGGGCAGAAGUUUUUGCAAGAGAUAACAAGAGGGUUUUCACGAAAAACCCUAGCUUGUUCGAGUUGGGUUGGGUUUGGUUUCAAUAAUUUUGACUUCGGUUGGGGGAAGCCUAUCUGGUCCGGUUUGUUUGGAGACCCUAGUGGAGAACAUCCUUUUAUGAACAAUACCAUAAUUUUCAAGGAGGUGGCGGCUCGAGGGCAUGGAAGCUCGAAAGCCAUAGAGGCAUGGAUAAGGCUAGAUGAAGAUGUCAUGGCUCGUCUUGAACACGAUCCUCACUUCACCCAAUAUGCUUCCCCAAAUCCACCCAUCAUUCUUGAUUGAUCAUAAACUACCUAUACCAUUCUCCAUGCGAGAAAUUCCGAAUUUGACCUUGUACGUACUCGUAAUCUUUGAACCUAUCUUCUUUUCGCUUUCGUUAUUACCAAAACUAUAUGGGGGGAAAUUUUGAUCAAUCAUCAGACAGCUAGCUGAUGUGAUGAUCACUACAUAAAUGUAAUCAUUUAAUGGUUUAUCUUGAAUAAUGGAUGCCGCCUUUGUAUUAGCCACCUCUAAUCACAACUGCCAUCAUUGCAUUGAGAAAAGGAGAGGGCCAAGCAAGUUUUCUGCUCAAAUACACCUAUUGUCUAAACAUUAUUAUUGUAUUCAAGUUGGAACUUAUGAUUUCAUUUUAUGUUUGUGAUUAUUAACUCACUGUAAAAAUAAUUAAUUUUAUGUGUUUUCAUUAUUAACGAAUAUUAUUUUUAUUAUUAUCAUUGCACGUUUAAUUACCAGCUUGGCUUGUUGAAAUAUUUGACGCUCCAUUUGUGUUCAUUAUUAAGCUAAAUUGAUUCUCAUUUUCUUCAGUACCAUCAAUGUAUUAUGUAUGUAAGCUAAACUUCAUUGAGAUCUCCCAAUAGAAGAAGAAAAAAAAGUCUUCUCUGAGAAAAAUAAAAGCUCAUGUCUCUCUCUAACGUUGGAAUUCUAGAGAGGAAAGUGUUGUGAAAAUUGAAAAGGAAAGUUUAAAAAAGUGUUAUAAUUACCGCCGAACGUAAUUUAAUAACACAAUUUAAGGCGUGAGUUUCGGUAUAAAAAUCUGGCCUGCAAAAUUCGAUUGUAUCAUCGUGUAUCAUCAUAUCACGAUAAUACAAUCAUAUUUUGUAGGGUUUUGCAUGCAGGGUUUUUCUAUCCUAGCUGCUCCCAUAUUUUAAUUAAAAAUUAAGAAAUAAAAAGCGCCUAAUGGUAUAAGGGGUCCAGUGGGGAGUGGGCCGGUAUACCGUACGCUUCCUGUAGACCAUGCGGAUCACCGUCCGCAUACUUGCUGGGACGCGAUCCCGACCGUUGAAUCCUCGCCUCUCGAUGCGUCUAUUCAUCUUUUCCAUCUUUUCUCCUACCUAGGCCGAGUUCCACUCUCUUUUCCACCCACCGACCCCAUCAAUCAGUUUUGCCUCUCCGUCGAUUCCCUGGAGGCUGGCCAAGUUGGAGCUAUGGCCGGAGAUGGAUAGCCAGAGAACCGAAGUCAGAACGCCAAUCCCUUACCGAAUCUCCUGAUUACCUUUAAGUGCUUCCCCGCCAAUUAAUACCACAAAUUAAAUCCCAAGACCUUCAUUAGUUUAAUCCCAACUUGUGAUCUCAAGGGGAACUGCAUUGAUUACCCAGAUCCACAAAUGAGAGAUACUGUCUACAUGAUAAUAAGAACUGAAGCUUCGUCCAUUGAUGAACUGUACGUACCAUUUUUUAUGUUUUCCUCUAGCUAGAAAACAAUCAUUAUAUAUACCGUACGUAUACAAUACAUAUCCUGUUUGUAAAGCAUAAAGUACUGGACGUGCAUUUUCAUGCUAUUGAAAGUUUCCCAAGUCCCCAAAAGCACAGCUAAUCAAUUCAGAUUUAAGCUAUCUUCCACGACUUUCAUUAAGAAUAUAGCUCAGCAAGUUGCAUGCAUGUGAGGUUGUGGGUAUAAAUUAAAUGAGAUCGAUCAGCAGCUGGUAGAUAGAUGGCUAUAUAUAUAGACACAGUACUUCAUAUUGGUUGUGGAUCAGUCAAUAGACUAAAAAUUGUUCAUAAUAAAAGAUGGUGUGCUUUCAAAAUAAACUAAAAAUUGUUCAUAAUAAGAUUGAUGAAUAAUGUCAAUUGAUUGGCAGCUGACAGCUAGAUGGCAAUAUAUACACAGUACUACAUCUUGAUUGUGGAUUAGUUAAUAGAGAUACAAUUGCAGG